ACCUGAUGAAUAUUUAUGAGAUUUAAUGCUGACAUAAUCGGUUGUUUCAUGAUGAUUUCUCAGCGAACAUUUGUUGCUGUAAUCCUGUUGCUCACGUCAUCACAAAUCGGUCAUGGCCCGAAGUCACUUGGUACUUCAACGAGGAGCAAACGAAACCAAUUGAAUCAAAUGCUGAAUACUAUAUAUCUAAGGAUAAUAUUGGUUACUUUCUGCAAAUAUUAUAUGUGAACAAGACUGUUGAGGGCAGUUACCACUGUGAGGCAGAGAAUAGUCUAGGCAAAGCAAUGUCCCAGUAUGUUAAUGUCUCAAUAGCUUUUAUUGACACCUAUAACAAAGAAGGAAGCCUGAUUAAAACUAUGAACUAUAAAGAAUACCUGAAGUUAGAUUGCCAUCCACCAGCAUCAAAUCCAGCCCCAAUUAUUACCUGGAAAAACAAUGAGAAAGAUGUACCAAUAGAUGAAAGAGUACAAAUGGAUCCAACUGGUAAUCUUUACAUCUCGGAUCUUAUAGCGAGCGACGCAGGAUCCUAUAAUUGUUAUGUGAAGAACCAGGUUCUUGGACAGACUCUAUACAGUGAUGAGAUUUCUAUUGGAUUUGGUGAAAAUCCAACAGAAGUACCUACACGUAAACCAGUUCUUGUCUACAAACCGAAGGCCACCACAAUUGCAAUGAGAAAAACUAAUCUAAAACUGCAGUGCAUUGCUCAAGGAAAUCCAACUCCAUCUAUUAGAUGGGAAAAGGUUGGUGGCACGAUCAAAUCAACUACGACUGAUGAACCAGUUCUAGAAAUUUCUAAUUUUGAAUUGAGUGAUGUUGGAACUUACAGGUGUAUUGCACAAAACAGUGAGGGCUCUGCUAAUGCUGUGACGAACAUAGUUUUUGAAGCGGCUCCAUAUGUCGGUGUUGAGAUGGUUAACAAAGAAGUAGUACCAGGUGAGACAGCUGUGUUUACCUGUGACCCCCAAGGUGCACCGGAACCACAAUUCAAUUGGCUUGAAAAUGGAAUGAAACCUAGUCCAAUCUGUAUAAGUCCUGAUUUUGAAAAUAUAUUUUUUUCAUUUGAAAUAAAGAUUGUAGCUGACAGUAGAUAUGCGAUUAGUAAGAAUGAAACGAGUAGUGUCCUUACUAUUGGCAGUGUGUCAAUAACAGGCGAUUCUGGAACCUACACAUGCAAUGUUGACAACCAGUUUGGAAAUGAUGAAGGCACGGGUACCUUGACAGUUCUGCAGAGAACUGUCAUUACGGAAAAACCGUCGCCGCAGGAGGUACAAGCCGGCAACCCUGUAACACUGAACUGUAAAGCAAAUGCGUACAGCGGCGCACCGUUAGUAAUCACGUGGGAAGAUGAUGAAGGCACGCAAGUAGGCCAGGGCAAUAAAUUCACAAUUAAGGACAGCACCUUAGAAGAUAGCGGUCAGUAUACAUGUGUGGCUACCACUGAUUUAGAUGAAGUCAGGGCAUCCACCACCAUCACUGUCCAAGACAAGCCAGGUCCUCUUGCAAGAGUAAGUGCUGUCCUAGAUACUUUAAACGAAGACAUGGUCAGCAUUGAAUGGGAACCCGGUCCAGAGCACAACUCACCCAUUACCAGCUUCGUCAUUCAAUCUAAGACAGAAUUCGACAGCCAGUGGUCUGAUGCUGGGAACGCGGAGGAAAACCAGUUAAGCAAGAAAAUAGACGUUGACCCGGGAAACACAUACACAUUCCGUAUGGCAGCAGUAAAUAAAAUCGGCACAUCUGAUUUUGUCGUGUCGAGUAGUUCAGUAGUUACCCCUUCUGGGCCACCACGUGUAAACCCAAAAAAUGUAGCAGGCAGUGGAAAAACACCGGAUACUAUGACAAUUACAUGGGAUAAAAUGGAACGAUCCCAGCAUGGUGGAGAUGGUUUCAAGUAUUUCGUGAUGUGGCGUCGUACCGGCGAAGACAAGUGGAUGAAUGCCACAAUUGAUAACUACGAAACAACAUCAUAUGUUGUUGAAGGCACUACUACGUAUGAAUCAUUUGACAUAAAAGUAAUAGCAGUAAAUAAUGCAGGAAAGGGACCAGAGGAUGAGGCUGUGGUGAUUGGACAUGCUGGAGAGGCUAAACCUGGAGCAGCUCCCGCUGAUGUUGUUGUUACCCCGAGCCCUGACAGUAUCCGUGUUAACUGGACUGCCAUUCCUAAGGAUAAGGAAAAUGGAAAGCUACUUAAUACAAAGAUCUUUGUGAAAUCGGACUCAAAACAAGAGCCAAGUAUGUCAUGUCCGGUGGAACCUACUUCCUGCGAAUAUUCAGGCGUAAAACCAAACACAAAAUACGAGGUGUAUGUACGAUUAGAAAACAGUAAAGGCCUAGGUCCUUCAAGUAACUCGGUCUUUACAACAACUCCUGAGGGGGCUCCCAGUAAAGUUAUGAACUUCAUGCUUAACGCAUUAUCUGAUGCAAUGAAAAUGACGUGGAGAGAUCCUGAAAAAUCAAAUGGUGUUCUACAAGGCUUUACCAUCACUUAUGCUAAAAUCAAUGGACAGGUAUCAGGAGAAGUAACCGCACAAAACGUCAGUGCAAAUACUUACGAAUACAUCGCAGAGGAUUUAGACCCUGGUGAACUGUAUUCCAUCAAAAUCUGUGCCUAUACAAAUGCCGAAUCAGGAGAGGAAAUCAAACGAGAACAAAGGUUAAGGCCCGCAGGAAGCCCUGGUGCUGUGGAUUCAAAUUCAGUUGACACAGAAACAACCAAUAACGGUGCUAGUAUAGUAUGGAAGACUAGCGACGAGGGACCUGCGGCCACAAAGUUUGUGGUACGCUACAGGAAGAAGGAUGAUGAAUCUAAUAAAGAACCAGAAUAUAUGGAAGAGGAGAUAUCUGGAUUUGAAGACCCUUUAAGGGUAAACCUAAGAGACUUAGAAGAAGGUACAAAAUAUGAAGUGAUUAUAGAUGCAAUUAAUAACGAUGGCACGACAUCAAGUGAUCCAAUUAUAAUUACAACCAGUGGUACAGGUACAAGUAAGAGUGACAAAGCCUCGAUACAGCCGUGGGUAAUUGCCAUGAUUUGUAUUAUCCUGCUACUAGUCCUAAUUCUUCUGCUGCUGUGCUUCAUUAGGAGUCAGAAAGGAGGAAAAUACAAUGGUAGGUUGAAAUCUAAUUUAAUCUACUCUGGUCAUUUAUUUAGCGCCUUUCUUUACAGAUAUGAAGUGCUGGUAAACCUAAGAGACUUAGAAGAAGGUACAGAAUAUGAAGUGAUUAUAGAUGCAAUUAAUAACGAUGGCACGACAUCAAGUGAUCCAAUUAUAAUUAGAACCAGUGGUACAGGUACAACUAAGAGUGACAAAGCCUCGAUACAGCCGUGGGUAAUUGCCAUGAUUUGUAUUAUCCUGCUACUAGUCCUAAUUCUUCUGCUGCUGUGCUUCAUUAGGAGUCAGAAAGGAGGAAAAUACAAUGUAUCUGAUAAAGAAGAUGCGUUAAGACAGUUGGAUUUGGAGGCAGCUCCAUUGAAAGACCAAAAUGGAUUCAAUGAAUAUUCACCGACAGAUGAUUCGUGCGAAGAGAAAGAUCCUCUCAAAAAUUUAGAGAGUGCGGGAAAUGAUGAAAGUGAUAGCGACAGCCUAGCAGACUACGCAGAUGGCAAUGCAGAUCAAUUCAAUGAGGAUGGGUCUUUCAUCAACGAAUACGGAGACAAUCGUCGACGGAAUCCAGACAAGGAAUCUUCCAACGCAGCCUACAACACAUUUGUGUAGUUUUAGUGUAAAAAUAUGAAGUGAAAAUUAAGAAACGAAAAAUAUUGCACAUAAGAGUUGUAAUGCGGUGACAUUCCUGUCUUUCAUGGAUGAAGAGAGAAAGAAAACCAGAUUGAACGGGUUCGAUCUCACUUUUCUGUGUUUCUUUUUGAAAAAACAUUUAGUGUUUUUGUCAAAUAUUGUUUUCAUUUCCAAAGAUAAUAGUUAUUGACUGUAUUUGUGAAUUUUAAGAUUGUACAUUCUUGUAGUUAUGCUUAGAUGUGAAAUCAUUAUUAGUACCCCAGUACUAUUGCUACAAUAUUAUUUGGUUGAAGAAUUGCAAGCAGUGACGUUCCUCCGUGAAUUUUUACAGAAACUGGAUACGAAUAGGAAGAAGCAGGGCUUGUUCAUGCUCCACAGUCACAGAUCCUUCAAGAUCUAUAAUGCAGUGCUUAAAAACUGUGACAUUUUAUUGCAUUUUGUUUAUAAAUGUUAUUGAAAGCCCUGGGAAUGUUGUGAUAUCUUAUGUAAGGAUGUAUGGGGUUAACAAGAGACGUAUUGGAUUUCACCAAGGAUGAAAAUGAAGAAAGAAACUUUCUAAUCACCGGAGACUAGAAAAUGAGCGAGUGCCUAGAAUCUUGUAAUUUUGAUGGAGAUGAAGACAAUUUCAAGGGAUUGAGAGAAUGGCCGCAGGUGGACAAAGCAGACGAUUUUUCUUUGCUGAAAUAAAUUAAAUUUGUUUUGAAUCCGCAAUUGUUUCUUUAAUUUAGAUUAGUUAGUAAGUUUUUCAUAUGUGUAUUAAAUUAAAUAAAACAACACCUACUCAAAAAAGAUGUAUAAAUAAGCAAUGUAGUGUAUAGUAGUUUCAAUGUUAUACCACACAUAUCGAAAAAUAUAUGCUAAGAAUUGGCUGACAAGUAAUUUAAGAUGUUUUAUAAUGUUGUAGAAAUCAGGAGUUGUAUCCUAAACAGACAUAAUGACUUGACAUUUGACUAAUGUAAACAUUUUUGAACAAAGUGAAUUUUAGAGAUUGAUGUCGUGAAUUCAAUUGGAUGUAAAUUUUUAUAUUGUUGAUACUGAUCUUGUGGAAAUGACUGAUAAGAAAGGAGUUUUAAAGCUGUAAAUUCAUAAUUUCAACUAUUAUUUUUAUGAGAUUUUAACCUAUUAGUCAAUUUACAAUUACAUAUUUUUUUCAUUUUAAUUAGACCAAAAUAUCUUUCUUGUUUACUGCCUUGAUCAAAUUAAUACAUAGGCUUGUCUUGCACCAGCUCUCUGCUGGUUGGUGACUGGUUCUGUAGCACCCACUGGGUCCUUAUUUUUAUUGACCCUUACAGGCUUAAGAUUAUUUUAGUUAUUGUUAAAUAAAUCUCACAUAGUACAUCAGUUACUGAAGUCUCGCUUUCAAUUUUGGAUAGUAACUGUUAUUACCAACUUCUUUAUCGAUGAACAACUUCUGUUGCACAGGUGACAAUCUUCUGUUGCAAUGCUUAACAGCUUGUUUUGGUCCUACAGUGCCCUCAUAGGCCAACAGAAAAAAAAAAUAUUUGUUAUAUUUGUUGUAACCUUGAUAAUUUAUUAUAAAAAUAUAUUUAUAUUAUCUCUGAAAUAUGAUUAAAUUAUAUUUUACUUGAUUGAAAACAAUAAUUUUAUGAAAAUAUUUAUUGUUAAAAAAAACUGUUCAAAAAGUGAACCCCUGGUUAAUCUGAAUAAGUAUACAGUAUGUUCAAUGGAACAAAACGUGUUAUCUUCAAUUAAUAUAAACACCUGUCGAUCCAAUUAAAACACCUGGUAAUUUCCCCCUUGAAAGUGUGUGUAUCAAACUUAGAUUCUUUUUAGUUAUUUAAUGUGAACAUUGAAUGUUUAACAAAAAACAUAUGUGUCAUGUAACUGAACAUAAUUUUACCAUCAGGUUAAUACAUUUUCUAAAACAUUUACGUUAAUUACUUAAAUAUGUUGUUUAACGAGAUUUUGAUAUAUCAGCAAUUCUUGAUUUUAUAUUCUGUGGACCAAUGAGUAACAUGUCAUAAAUAUUUGAUGUGUACAUACAUUGCAUGAUCUGUUUAAUUAAUUGCAUAAUUGCAUUACAAGGAAAAUGUUUAAUAUUAGCUUGUCAGCAAGUGGAAUCCAAAUUAGUAAGUGCUUAUAGAACAUGCAUGAAUGGUCCAAGAAUUGUUUUUGUUUAGCUGCAGAAAACGUUACUUGUGAAUGGUUAAUGUACUUGUCCUGUUCUUCUUGCUCAUUGGUCCACAGAGUUAAGACAAUAAGUCCUUUAUGAUUUUAUACAUUUGUUUGUCUGUGUUUAUAAGCUUGAUUUAUAUUCUUCAGUUACAUCUUGAUAUUCUGUUACCAGAACAAACUUUCUUCAAAAUUCGGAAGUAUGUAAGGUAUUAGCACCGUGAAGAAUACUGUACUUUUGAUUCUAUUAAGAAAGUUUCCAUGGUGAAUUUAAAAAAUUCCAUUUAUAUGUUUUUAAAUCUGUUUGCCAUUUUUUACAUGUCUGUUGUGCUUAAAAGUAUUAAUUUUGAAAUUAUAAUUCCUUUGUGUGUAUGUAUGUUUUUUAUCACUUGGUGUGUUGUGCUUACGUUAGCUGGAAACAUGUAUAAAUAUGGUUCGUAGAAUUAUCAAAUAGAUUGUUGGUAAUACUGUAUUCUCAUUUGAAUGAGCUGACAUUGGAACUGAACAUGGAGCUAUAUAUUUUUGAAUGACAUCAACAUGGAUAUGACAAUAAUUUUUCCGAAGUUUUCUGCAGCUAAUACUUAAUUUAAAAAUAAUUGUUAAUUUGGAUCAAAUUGCAUGAUAAACCGCUUAUAUGGAUGUCAAGUACUGAUAAGCUAUCAUAAUUAAUAUUAACUUCAAAAUUUCUAAAUCUGUGUUGGUGUUAUUGAAAAUUAUUUUUCCAUAUCCUCUUGUUAUGUGUGAUUGUAUGCCAUAUUCCAAGUAAAUAUUGGUGUGGUAAUUACAAAACAGAAAUGUAAAAAUCUUAAUACAACAAUUUUUUUCAAUUUAUUUCAUUGUAUUCUAGAUGAUAGAAUUAUUUUUGAGAAGUCAGGAUUGUACCAAGAGUUUUGAACUGUAGAAUGUCCAAUGAUUCACACCCAUCCACACCCACACAUAUUGUUUAAUAUUUUAAAUAUGUAAAUUUCCAUAAAUAUAUGUUUAACUUAGGUGACAAACCAUAUAUGUAUUUCUUAGUGUUGGUAAAAUAUAAUAAAUCUGAAAUGAUAUUUGAAUAUUUUUGUCUCUUUAUUGUACAAGGGCAAUACGUAUCACUGCCCAUACUGAAAGACAACCAAAUGAUGUAAAUAAUAACAUUAAGUUAAAAUUAUCUUUUGGCUGGCAUAGCAGAUAGCUGGUAUACCAUGUGACUGACAUCCAAGAUGGCUGUUUGCUAGAAUUAUGGCUGACCAGUUGGCUGGUUUACCAGGUGGCUGGUUUACCAGGUGGCUGGAAUAACACGUGGCUGGAAUACCAAGUGGCUGGAAUGCCAGGUAGCUUUACUCACAAAAUAUCUGGCCUACAAUUGGCUAGGGUACAGUUGCAAAUGGCUGACAUACCAGAUGACUGGACAUACUAGGUUCUGGCAUGCCAAUGACUAACCUAGCAGACAUCAACAAAUAUUUUACAUGGUUUAGUUCCAACCACAGGCGGCAGCACUGGGUGGGCUUUGGCCUACUCAACAAUUUUAAUGGGUGGACCAUCCCUCCUGUAGGCCCCACCAAUAAUUUGCCAAAAUAGGUUGAAUAUAGAUUUUGACAAAACAAGAGGCUGAUAUAAUCAUCAGUUGGCUGUUGUUUAUUGUUGUUGGAAGGUAUUAUAGGAGAUUACAUUGUCACCAAUUUAGUCUCCCUGAACAAAAAAAAACAAAAAAAACAAAAAUUUGAAGGCCUUUGCCCCAGGACCCCAACCAAAGGUCCUUGAUGACCCCAGCUUUGGUUUCUCAAUUCCUUGCAAAGUGCUUACAGGACCGACAACGAUCAAACUGUGCUGCUGCCUAUGGUUCCAACUAAUUUGUUGAUAAUAUUCAUAAGUUUCCGAGCGCUGUCACCACCAAGUGGUUCAUCUUGAUUCCCCAAGGUCCGUUUGCCUGUGGUCAACAUGAAAUUCAAAAUAUAUUUUUCAAGGUGGCACGUAAAUUAGUGAAUGACUCUCAUUUGGCACAUGUGUGUUGUCUAACAAACUACUUAGAAGGUGAUAAUAAUCAUUGAUAAAUGUGUGGUAUUGGAUGUCAUGUGGUAUAUUUACAUAUAACAGUAAUCAAAUUAUGUAAGAAUGGUAACGAGUCAUCAAUAAAACUACUGUACACAUCUUUGUACAGAGUUGUUUUAAAUCAUUGAUAAUUGUCACGAUUAGAUCUAUGUGAAUAUAACAUUUAUAUACUGUGCCAGGUGACUAUCUCAACAAUAACAAUGUGUUUAAAUGGUGUGCACCUCAAUUGUCAUGUCAUACGGUUGUGUCAUUACUAUGGCAACAACCACCUAUUCAAGUCUGAUUGGUUGAUAUGUGAAUUUUUCAAAAUAUUAAUUUUAAUUAAACCAUAUUAUGUAAUUAUUAAUAGUGCUUUAAAGUUUAUUCUUAUAAAUGGUCAAGAGUGAUAAAGAGUGAGAUCCUAGUAUAUAUCUUGGAGAUAAAGAUGAAGCAAGAAUGCUGAUCCCCAGUGUAGGAUGCCAAAGAUAAAUUAUUUUAGGCUGUUAGCAUACUUAGCAUCUUCUUUAAUUGCCAUUCCUUAUUUUGGUUCAUGCAUCAGAUUCACAUUUUUAUCCCAGUUGAUGUACAUUAUGAUGUAGCGUUCAUUAUUACCUGUGUAGAUCAAGUUAAAAUAUUUAAUUUCCCAGUUUUAAAUGCAAACAGGAAAUACAAAAUUUGUUUUUUAACGUUGUUUAAAGCUAGAUGCUGCUUGAUCUUAUGAAAUUAAAACUGGUAGAUUAUAAAUAUA
Molecule: messenger RNA, 8625 nt
Organism: Anneissia japonica
Lineage: Eukaryota; Metazoa; Echinodermata; Crinoidea; Comatulida; Comatulidae
Product: neuronal cell adhesion molecule-like
Biological process (GO): axon guidance; cell-cell adhesion
Cellular component (GO): axon; plasma membrane
Molecular function (GO): protein binding
Source: RefSeq, a predicted model, not a curated record